Messenger RNA from Ctenocephalides felis (cat flea), 2243 nucleotides. RefSeq lists its product as uncharacterized. The record is from RefSeq and is a predicted model, not a curated record. NCBI's taxonomy places the organism in Eukaryota, Metazoa, Arthropoda, Insecta, Siphonaptera, Pulicidae. Bases 54 to 2228 code for a protein of 724 amino acids. The transcript is spliced from 3 exons.
CAGCACUGCAGUUAUAAAUAACUUGGUCUUUUUAAUGGGGUCUUAUCGCAUUCAUGUAUUGUGGUUAUACUGGAAUAGAAGAGUCCGAAAUUAAAGAUUUGUUUGCUGCUGGAAAAAUCUUAGGAGUUUAUGGUCUUAUUCAGAUGGGAAAAUUGCAAGGGUCAAUGAUGAAAGAUACCAAGAGUGGUGAAUUUGAGAAGUUUCAGCUUGGCGAUACAGGUGAAUCUACAAUGGAUCGCCCGAUAGUUUUUAUUCGGAGCAAACACAAGUACUUUGGUCCAUCAAAGAUUCCAAUUGUUGUUGAUGUGCAGCCACCAAAACCUACUUCUAAAGCACAUAUAAUUCGAAAAGAAAAUAAAAUAACACCAGCACCACCAACACCACCCGAAAAAAAAUUUAACAUUGAUGAGGCAAAAACUAGUGAACAAGUUUUAGAUCAGACUCUUGGAGAGAAACCAGAAAUUCUUCCUGGAGAUGAUGUUGAGAUUCUCCGCAUACCUUUUGAGCUCAAAAACAGUAAACCUGUUAGAAAUCAAAUCAAGGAAUUUAUCGGAGAAACGAUGCCCGAAUUGAUUUUGAAGCCUAGGAGAGGUCGACCUAGCACCAAGCAUAAUACGGAACGCAGUUUGAUCAAGAAUAAUAAUAUGUUCCAAAUUACAUUGCAUAAUUCGGAUGACGCAUUGCAAAACGAAGAGAACGCGUCAAAGAAAACAAUUUCAAAAAUGGAGAAGCAAAUGUACGGUCGAGAUAUUCAACAACAAUUUGCCAUAGAACAAGCGGUCAGUAGUAUUGCUGGACUGGACUCUCCUGAUGAUGAGGACUCUCCUCCUCGACAUGAAUUUAAUCAUCCUGUUAUAAAUCUCCAAAAUGUUCACCAAUUUAUGAAAAAAGAAACUCCUCCUAAAAAAUUAUUACCAGAUUUGAACAUAUUAUCAGAAAAAGAAUUUUAUAAAACUCCUUCGAAUCCGGCACCCAUGAAGAUCUCUAAAAUUGAGGUUUUAAGUACUAAUAAAAAGUCAGAGUGUGACAAGUUAGUUAACGCGAAAAAUCCAAAGUAUGAAAAUGGACAUGAUUACAAAAUCAAGAUUUCAGAAGAUUUACAGAAGAUUACAGAAUCAGAUUUGCAUUCAGAUGAAACUAAAAACAAAGAAUAUGCAACAAUUAAUAAAAAACACGAACAGAAUGAAGAUCAGUCAGAAGUAAAACAGGCUGAAAAUUCUUCAGUGGAUUAUGAAAGUGCUAAUUUGAUUCUUAAUCAGUAUGAUUACAAUUUGGACACUAGCUUAUUUAGAAAUACUGGAAAUUUGAGUGAUGAAUACUUGCUGCAAUCUGCUUUUCCUGAUCUACAGAUUGAAUAUAAUUCCGAUUCUAACACAAUAAGUAUUCCUGAUCCACAAGAAUCUAAUUUCGCAAAAACUCAAAAUACAGAAGCAAAAUCAGGGGAAAAUGAAACGCUGAACACAAAUGGGACAACGGUAACAAAUGUGUCUCAAAAUACAGCAGAAGACAGAAGUAGCGAUCAUGAAGAUACACAUUCAAAUCAUUCAUUAGUUUACUAUGACUUUUGCAAUGAAAUGGCGUUGCCAUGUAAUUUCAGCCCUAUACAUGAUGAUUUUCUUUUCUCAAGUGAUACUGAUUUCUUCGAUUCCGGCAUUUUUGCAAAUCCGCGUGCCGAUGAUGAUUUGGAAGCUCUGAUAAUUGAUAGUUAUAGCAGACUAACUGACACUGGAGCUCCAGUUAACUGGAUUAACGAUAACAAUGACAAUGCAUUUUUGGACACUGAUCUCAGUCACGAUAAUGAGUGCCCAACACCGACAGAUCAAUCGAAAACGAGUGAUAAUGUUAGUGUUGGAUCAUGUUCAUCUGGCCAAAUGGCACACGAAAAAGUUGCAGGAUAUGAAUGCGUCACUCCCACUGUGAACAAUAUUAUGGAUACGCCCUCACCCCCAGAUGUUGACGAACUUUUUACAUUCGAUAUAGAUGCGGAUGAUUCGAAUUCUCCUUUGAAUAUGGAUUUUUCUCCUGAGUUUUUAGACGAAGAUGUGGAUUUCGAUGUUCUUGAAUUCCUAGAAUCAACUGCAAUUGCUACAAGUGAUAUGGAGCGAACUCCAGGGAGUUCUCCAACAAUUUCUGGCUCAAAUUCGUCUCCAGAAAAUAGAACAUCUUCUAGUUCCUCGUUUGACGACACGCCCAAGAAACAAAAAUAUCUUGAUCUACAAGAAAUUUGAUAUUUUAAACAUUAG